Molecule: messenger RNA, 1998 nt
Organism: Penaeus monodon (black tiger shrimp)
Lineage: Eukaryota; Metazoa; Arthropoda; Malacostraca; Decapoda; Penaeidae
Exons: 3
Coding region: 132-491 (119 amino acids)
Source: RefSeq, a predicted model, not a curated record
UCUCACUAAUCACAUUUGCCCACAGUGUUCAGCAACGGACACAUCUCCUCCUCCAGCAGCAUCCCCCAUCCUCCACUGUCUCACACACAUUUUUACAACAAACCCUCGGCCGAAAAAAAAAACUUGCAGAAAUGUCUCGCUGGAUUGUCAACCUCCUCUUGGUCGUCCUUGGAGUGGCUGCUCUCUCUAGCCAGGCAUGGGGACAGUGUUCGAAGUUCGGCCACUCGUGCUACGGCGGACACGGCAAGCGAAGCGAGGACCAAUACCCUUCCAGCAUCGACUACGCAGCAGCCAAUCAGGUUCCCGCCCUCGCCCUCAAGGCAGCCCAGGACGACGCCCUGACCUGGGAUGGCUCCGCCCCCUCCGUCUCCAACCCCGAGAUCAUCGCUAAUGUUCGAAACUGGCUGUCUGUCCUCGGCCGUCGUCUCCGCCAGAGGACGUCUUCUCAGUCUGCUACCUCGGCGUCGCAGUCUUACGGUUUCCUACAGUAGGAAGUCGUUGCCUGAAACCUCGAAACAAACAACAACAACAACAACAAUAUGCCGACGAGUCCUGACAGCUCAAAUUACGACCACAUUAAUAAUAAUAACAAAAAGGAGGAAACAAAAAAGAGAAAAUGACGACGUCGAUGGCGAUGACAAUCCACGAACGGCGUCAUGUUUGUUUUUGGUUUUCCCUCUCUCCGCGUGGGUGUUCCAAUAUGGCUCCUCCUGUUGAUGUUCUGUUGCCGAUAGCGUUCGCGAGGUAGACCGCAUUCGUGUGGAUUCAUCUUCUCCUGGGAUGGUUUGACGGUGCGAAUGACGGGUUCGAGUGGGACGAGAUCUGUGUCUCCGAUAAAUGCUAAAUUCCAAGAUAAAACUGAAAUAUACAAAAAUAAAGAUGGAGGAGGAGUUUUUACAAAAUGGUUUUAUAUUUAUCAUGAGUUGUUUUCCCCCUCAUUUCACCCUUAAUUCAGUUUAGGAAAUCGUUUCCAUCCAUUGUUAAGUUCCAAUGUCAUUUAACACCUCCACCAUCACAACCUCUCUUCCUUCAAAUCCUUAAAGCACAAGAGCCCACACAAAUUACCUAAAUUCACAACCUGCCGACAAGCACACACACACACACACACACACGCACACACACACACACACACACACACACACACACACACACACACACACACACACACACACACACACACACACACACACACACACACACACACAAUCAGACAGACAAACAUACAUACAUAUACACAGACAACUUACAGACAGACAGACAUGUACCUGACUUCUCCAUCUGCACUGGUUAUUAAAAUCGCGAGACCAAUAUUACCACGGAUCCGUCACGGUACAAGUGACAUAUUGACAUUCCCAAGCAGAAAACAAAGCUUACUGAAAGCCGUCUCAUCAUUCAUCUUCAAGAGGAAAUCUUCCCACACGACGCUGCUUAUCUUCGCAUCGCAAAUGUUAAACAAAGAGAGAAAAAAAAAGUUUUAAGAUGUAUUUUCAGCCUGAAUAUAACCAAAUACACAUAUCUGUAUAAAUGAAUGUUAGUCCACACAUAGGCCACUACUACCCCAGUAUCUUCUGUCACUGUUGUACAUGCAAGGAAUAUGUGUCACCCACAUUAUUACUUCUAUUUCGCUUGUAUAUUCUACUAAAAUAAGGGUCGUGGAAAUAGGAACACCAUAACACACCACUGAGGGCCAUUUGUAAUACCCAUUAUAUAAAAUUUUCUGAUGUACUAUAUGAUUUUUAAAAAAUAAAAUGUCGGGGUCUCUAUGUAACGACAUAUUAACUUUUAGCUUGUCUACUCCUCUUAAAAUAUGACUAAGCUAUAAUGUUUGCAGACUUUAUAAUAUAUAACGAUAUGUAACAGUGUUCUGAAACUCCCAACUGUCUUGUCUAUAUGCUACAUAGUGUCCUAGGGGCUGGGCGGUUGCAGGCUUAUUAUAUCUGUGGCUGUAUCAUAGAGAAGAAAAUCGAAAUAAAAAAAACUUUCAUUUUGUGGUCGAAA